This is a messenger RNA of Clunio marinus, 5344 nucleotides long. NCBI's taxonomy places the organism in Eukaryota, Metazoa, Arthropoda, Insecta, Diptera, Chironomidae. The record is from the annotation of a GenBank genome assembly.
AUUUUGGAUUUUAAAACUUUAUCAAAGCCUAAUGAACAUUUCAUCAAAUUAUUUCUAAAGAGUGAAGAUAAAAUAUUGUUAGAGAGAGAAGAAAAAAAGGAACAACAAAACAACACAGAACUGUUAAAUAUUGAUUUUAUGUAUUCACAAACUCCCUUGCAAUAAAGGUACUGAUAACGUAGUGUGACAGUUGUUAUGACUGACUGAAGUAAAAGUAAAACAACUUGAAUACUUAAAAGACGCUACUCGAUUUGUAUUGAAUUCACCAAUAUACAUGACAUGAUCACGUUAUAAGUGUCAAUAAAAACAGAAAUAUUAACACCAUACUUGUGAAUUCAAUUUCGACGUAAACGACACAACCAAAGUUUAAAGAAAAAACUCAUCAAAAGCUAUUCAACGUUAUUGAAAAGUUUUCAGUUUACAAAUUGCUUCACACUGGAACGGAUUUUCACAGGAAGAAUUUGCAUUAUCACCAAUGUAGUAAAACAGCAAGCAAACAUUGAAUGAGAUUGUGCUUUGACGGCUUUUGCUUAGGCCCUCGGCGGCCAUUGGCCGUUGAGAAAAGUUCCCAAACUUCUCUCACUCUUUCAAACGCUAUCGAAACUCUUAAUAUUACUACAUUUUUCGACAAAACUUCACCAGCUCAUCAUUUUCAUCUUCAACAUAACUCAGAAUUUGACAAAGAAAAUAUAAAUAUUCAUCCAAAUUACUACGACAACGGCGGAAUGAUUACCUCUGAUGAUCCAAACGUUUCACGAAAUAAUUCAGAAUUCAAUAGCAGUGUCAACGAUUCAACAAUGUACAGCGAUAACAAUUCAAUGGCAUUACCAUCACAUCAAGCUUUAACCGAAUCAAUUGAUUCACAGAACAAUAAUAUCUCAAUUGAUAUAUCAUCGCAGACCGAUCUCGUUAAUCGAGGUGAUGCUGUGGAUAUGUUAAACAAUACUGUUCAGAAUAUUUUCAUAAACGAAGGCAAUGUUGAUGUCAACAUGCAAGAAGUUGAUUCAGAACAGAAUUUAACAGCUGAAGAGAGAGAUUUGAUUAAAAUUAUUCAAAUUAAGGAUAUGAAGAUAAAAGAAUUAGAAGACCAACUUCGUCGGAAGGAUGAAGAAAUUGCAAACUUAAAGAGUCAUUUGGAUAAGUUUCAAAGCGUGUUUCCAUUUCAUGGUGUACCGAAGCAACCGAUUCGAAAGAUUGGCAAUCGAAAUAUUCAGCGACAAAGAGCGCAAGGUAUUUCAGCUGAACCACAAAGUGAGAGCUCGAUGCACGACUUACUUAACGUUACUUUCCCCAAAUAUGAAAAGGAUGAGCAAUUGCUCGCAAAAAAUCACGCUUUUGCAUAUGUCCUCAAUAGCUAUUUAAAUCUCAUUACCCUUCUAGUGUUUGUUCAUUGAAGUGAAAAUAAAUUAAAAGACGUCAUGGAAAAGCCUCGAGAAAGGAAAUCUAUUGAAGAUACUGUGACAUCAUUGAGAAAAGAACUUCAAAUUCUUUACGAAUGUUUAAAAGAUAAAAACGAACAGUUGUUAUGUUAUGAGAAAGAUAUAAGAGAUCGUGACAUCAGUAUUAAGUAUUUGAAGAAUGAAUUUAAAAAGUUGAAGGAUUCCAAAGUGUCAACUUCGCAGAAAGGCGACAUAAACGCUGAAGAAUCUGAUGAGAAAGACACACAACCAGAUGAAAUUUUAAUUAACUUACGAAGGGAUCUAAAAGAUCGUGAAUCUUUAAUUAAAGAACUUAACAAGAAAAUCAUUCGUUUGUCAGACAAUUUAAUAUUCUUACAAAAAGAAAAUCUUAAGAAAGAUGAUCGCAAUCAUGAAAUGCAAAGGGAAAUUGAUAAGUUCAGACAAGUGGUUCGACCGUUUACAAAAGCUGUUGUUGAAAAUCGAUUAAAUGAAGACGAUUUCUUUCACGACACGAGUCCCGGUGUGGAAAACACGCGAGUCACGUUAACCAAUGAACCAUCUAGAUUAAAACGAACUGCUAUCAGCGCGGAACCUUUAUCACAAUUGCAGGGUGCACAAAACGACUUGGUGAAAAUUCCAAAAUGUACAACGUCUCGUCAAAUAAUAAAAUCAGCCAUAUUAGACAACGAUUUCAUGAAAAACUUGGACAUAACCCAAAUAAAAGAGAUCGUUGACUGCAUGUAUCCCGUUGAAUAUGCGGCAGGAAGUCUUAUAAUCAAAGAGGGAGAUGUUGGAAGCAUAGUUUAUGUUAUGGAAGAAUCUUGUUUUGCUUUAUUUGAUCGUAAAUCACGCAGCUUCUCAGAUGAUGUUAUAAAUUGUUGGCAAACCUUCGAACAAAGCAUCAAGAUGAAACUUAAAUCGUAUCCUGGUCGUGUUGUUGAUGCGAAUGCUUCAAUGGAUAAUCAUCAUUCAAUGGGAUUGUUGUAUGAAGCAAAUUGGACAAAUGCCAAUGAAAGGAUUAAACAACAAACUCCAUUAACCUAUUCAAAAAGUAGUGUCAAUGUAUCGUCAUUAGGGAGAUAUCAAGAUCAAUUAGAACAGAUUAAAGCUUAUGAAUCUGAUCGCAGUUUUACUUCCACAAUGAAUUUAUUUAAUGGCUAUAAACCUUCAACACUGAAAAUAAAAAAGAAUUUAAAGCAGCAUAAUGAAUGGGACAGCAGUGAUCAUAAAACGAACGAUGUCAUCCACAAUCCAUUGUAUAAUCAUGCCCAAAAUAACUGGCACUCGAAUGAUUACUUAGCAAACAACGUAAGUUAUGUUAGGACUGAUCCAAAAUUAAGACGAUCUCAAACAGUUAUUGUCAAACAACCAACAUCAACUUCAGAAAACUUUUACCACUCUAAUGUUCAAGGAGAAAUUGACUUAAAAGAUUUUUAUCGACGUCGUCAUCAGCUUCGGCAACUCGAAGAAAUGCACUUAAAUAAAUAUUCGAAAAAUUUGAGUGUUCACGAUCAAGAACGAACAUUAAAGCAAGUCAAUAAUAACGGCGGGUCUAAAAUUAUCUGUGAUAGUGUGUCAGAAAAAGAUUCCUUAAAAAAUAAAUGUUCCAGCAAUUUAUCAGCAUUAGUUCGAAAUAAUAAUGACACAGUUUACGAUACAAACAUUAAUAGAAUGAACUGUUAUAAAACAUUGAAUUUUUCCUCUAAAAAUAAAAACAAUGCAAGUGAAAAGAUUGGAAAUGAAAUUAAUGGCAGUGGUGGCACAGUGAACGCGAGAGUUUUGCUUAAUCCAUUAGCUCGCAAUAAAAGUAUCAAAAUUAAUCAUUUCGACAUGGUCACGACAGCAAAAGAACCACAAAAGUUGAAACCUGAAGAAAUUGAUGGAAAACUUUAUGAGACGAAUACGAAAAGUGAAAAGAAAGCCAAAAGAAACAGUCUCACUCGAAUGUUUUAUAACACAAUCUCGGCGGGAUCGAAAUUUCCACGAGUGUUCUUAGGACGAAGUGGAAAAAGUCAAAGAGCGAAAUUGAACCUCGGUGAUCUUGACGAGAACGGUGAAAGUCAACAGUCAAACUCUUCUUCCAUCUCAACUCUAUCAUCAUCAUCGCCAAUCUCUUCACCUUCGUCAUCGACCGUGAACAAUGACAAAGCUUAUGCUAAUUUGAAUAAAACAAAUCGUAAGCACGGCUCAGCUGGUAGUUCAGAUUCCGAUAAUUUUGUCAUACCAAGACCGAGGCUUAUUGUGCCUGUUCACACUUACGCUCGAAAACGGCGAACCGGUAAUUUAACUUCAGAGCAAUCGAUUUGUGAUACAAAUAAAAAUACCGUCUGUGAUAGAAACUCAACCAACUAUAAAGCUCUUAGAGCUUACCGGAGGAAUGUGUUAAUACAUAACGGUAGAGGAAGUGUUCCAAUUUUCAAAGAUCUUCCCGAAGAUACGCUCAUCAAAAUCUCUGAUGUACUUGAAGAAUGUUAUUAUCAAAAAGGCGAUUACAUUAUACGUCAAGGUGCACGCGGUGACACUUUCUUUAUCAUCUCGAAAGGCCAAGUACGAGUCACAAUUCGUCCGCAAGAUUCGUUUGAAGAGAAGUUUAUUCGCACUUUAGGCAAAGGUGACUUCUUUGGUGAAAAAGCUUUACAAGGUGAUGACUUGCGAACAGCGAAUAUCAUUUGUGAUUCACAAGACGGUGUAACAUGUCUGGUCAUAGACCGAGAGACAUUUAACCAACUUAUUUCGAAUUUGGAAGAAGUGAAAAAUCGUUAUGUCGAAGAAGGAAUCAUCGAGCGUAGAAAAUUAAAUGAAGAGUUCCGUGAGGUUCAGUUAGCGGAUUUACGCUUAAUCGCAACCCUUGGUGUGGGUGGAUUUGGUCGUGUCGAGUUGGUGCAAAUAAAUAAUGACACAUCGCGUUCAUUCGCUUUAAAGAAAAUGAAGAAAGCGCAAAUUGUUGAGACGAGACAACAACAACAUAUUCAAUCAGAAAAAGAAAUAAUGGCCGAGGCAAAUUGUGAUUUCAUCGUUAAGUUAUUUAAAACGUUUAAAGAUCGCAAGUACUUGUACAUGUUGAUGGAGAGCUGUCUUGGUGGUGAAUUGUGGACAAUAUUAAGAGAUCGUGGUCAUUUCGAUGAUGCAACCACAAGAUUUUAUACCGCGUGCGUGGUUGAAGCAUUUGAUUAUUUGCAUUCGCAAAACAUCAUUUACAGAGAUCUUAAACCAGAAAAUCUUUUGCUCGAUGUUACCGGAUACGUAAAAUUAGUUGAUUUUGGUUUCGCUAAAAAACUUCAAAGCGGAAGACAUUUUAAAACAUGGACUUUCUGUGGAACGCCUGAAUACGUUGCUCCUGAAGUUAUAUUGAAUCGCGGCCAUGACAUUAGUGCUGAUUAUUGGUCUCUUGGUGUGUUAAUGUUUGAGUUACUGACAGGUACACCACCUUUUACUGGACCCGAUCCAAUGCGAACAUAUAACAUAAUUUUGAAAGGAAUUGAUGCUAUUGAGUUUCCUAGAAAUAUUACCCGAAAUGCGACAGCUUUAAUUAAAAAAUUAUGUCGGGAUAAUCCUAGCGAGCGUUUAGGAUAUCAAAGAGGCGGAAUUCAGGAAAUUCAAAAGCAUAAAUGGUUUGAUGGAUUUUACUGGGAAGGCUUAAGAACACGAACAUUAACACCACCAAUUCUUCCGACUGUUAAAGAUGUUUUAGAUACAACGAACUUUGAUGAUUAUCCGCCUGAAGAAGAUCAGGGACUACCACCAGAUGAUUUGAGUGGCUGGGAUGAAAAUUUCUAAGCAUUUGAAAUAUUUGUAUUCUUCUUUAUCACCACAUUUUCAAAUACAUUUUUCUCUUCUUUUAUCAUAACUUUAUUCCCUACUUUUCUAUCUUAUAAUUUGCUUUUUUGUAUAAAAAGUUUAAAUAAAUAUAAAUAAAAUUUAAAGCUGUUGAAUCAAAUCAGAUA